Messenger RNA from Pundamilia nyererei, 4073 nucleotides. RefSeq names its product leucine rich repeat containing 8 VRAC subunit Aa (gene lrrc8aa). The coding region runs from base 230 to 2620 and encodes 796 amino acids. The transcript is spliced from 4 exons. The record is from RefSeq and is a predicted model, not a curated record. Gene Ontology annotation, molecular function: protein binding. NCBI's taxonomy places the organism in Eukaryota, Metazoa, Chordata, Actinopteri, Cichliformes, Cichlidae. Gene Ontology annotation, cellular component: cytoplasm.
ACAGAGCUCUUUGUGGGAGCCGACGGUCCCGCACCGCUCUAGCCUUCUUGCGGGUUUCUUCUACCGUAGCAGCAUAACGGGGCUCCGGCCUGAUGUCCGAGCUGCCUCAGCUUCUGAAGCCUGUUUGAGAAAUGUUUCACCAGAGUGCGGAGGAGGCGAGAGACACCAGCUUUAGCAAAACAGGUGCGUGUUGGGCUACAUCAGGAUAAAAGGCAAAUUAUAAACCAUCAUGAUUCCCGUCACAGAGCUCCGAUACUUUGCUGACACCCAGCCAGCGUACCGCAUCCUGAAGCCAUGGUGGGACGUUUUCACAGACUACAUCUCAAUCGUCAUGCUGAUGAUUGCGGUGUUCGGCGGGACACUGCAGGUCACACAGGACAAGAUGAUCUGCUUGCCUUGCAAGUGGGUCGUUAAUGACUCGUGCGAAGUCAUGCCCAUGCCGAAUCUGACCACCCACUACGCACCGGAACCCAAAGGCAUUCAGUAUGACCUUGACCGACAUCAGUAUAACUAUGUAGACGCAGUCUGCUAUGAGAAAAAACUACACUGGUUUGCCAAAUAUUUCCCCUAUCUGGUGCUACUCCACACUCUAAUCUUCCUGGCCUGCAGCAACUUCUGGUUUAAGUUCCCCCGCACGAGUUCUAAAGUGGAGCAUUUUGUCUCCAUCCUCCUCAAGUGCUUCGACUCCCCGUGGACAACGAGAGCUUUGUCUGAGACCGUGGUGGAGGAGAGCGACCCCAAGCCUGUGGGGAAAAUGAACGGUUCAAUGGACAAGAAGGCCUCAAACGUGAGCGAGGAUGUUGAGGCCAGUGUGCCCAUGCUCCAACGAACAAAGACCAGAAUUGAACAAGGAAUUGUUGAUCGCUCUGAAACUGGAGUUUUAGAUAAAAAGGAAGGGGAGCAGGCCAAGGCCCUUUUUGAAAAGGUUAAAAAGUUCAGAAUACAUGUAGAGGAGGGUGAUAUAGUGUACCGCCUUUACAUACGUCAGACCAUUAUCAAGGUAAUAAAGUUUAUACUGAUAUUUGGCUACACAGCCCACUAUGUAAAACACAUCAGCUUCAAUGUGCUGUGCACAGAGAAUAUUCAGAAUCUAACCGGGUACAGCUCGUUCCAUUGCGCCCAUCCGUUAGCAACUCUUUUCAGGAUUUUGGCCUGUUUCUACAUCUCCCUGGUGGUAGUUUAUGGACUCAUCUGCAUGUACACUCUUUGUUGGAUGCUCAGCCGCUCCCUGAAACGAUACUCCUUUGAAGCAAUCCGUGAGGAAAGCAGUUACAGUGACAUCCCAGAUGUAAAGAACGACUUUGCCUUCAUGCUGCACAUGAUAGAUCAGUAUGACCCUCUUUACUCCAAGCGCUUUGCUGUGUUUCUGUCAGAGGUGAGUGAAAACAAGCUGAGGCAACUCAACCUGAACAAUGAGUGGACACUGGAGAAGCUACGGCAGCGUAUCACCAAGAACUCCCAGGAGAAGCUGGAGCUGCACCUCUUCAUGCUCAGCGGGAUUCCAGACACGGUGUUUGAUCUGAUUGAACUAGAGGUGCUCAAGCUGGAACUUAUUCCAGAUGUUACUAUCCCUCCAAUCAUCGCCCAGCUUUCCAACCUAAAAGAAAUGUGGCUCUAUCACACCCCGGCUAAAAUUGAGGCUCCAGCUCUGGCCUUUCUAAGAGAGAAUCUGAAGUCCCUCCACAUUAAGUUCACUGAUAUCAAGGAGAUCCCAUUGUGGAUCUACAGCCUGAAGAAUCUCAGAGAGCUGCAUUUAACCGGGAACCUGAGUGCUGAGAAUAAUCGUUACAUUGUCAUCGAUGGGCUCCGAGAGCUCAAAAGUCUCAAAGUGCUACGGCUUAAGAGCAACCUCACUAAGCUUCCCCAGGUGGUAACGGAUGUGGGUGUGCACCUUCAGAAGCUCUCCAUCAACAAUGAGGGCACCAAACUAAUGGUGCUCAACAGCCUGAAGAAAAUGGUCAACCUGACUGAGCUGGAGCUCAUUCGUUGCGAUCUCGAACGUAUUCCGCACUCCAUCUUUAGCUUGCACAACCUGCAGGAAAUCGACCUGAAGGACAACAAUCUGAAGACAAUAGAGGAGAUCAUCAGCUUCCAGCACCUGCACCGCCUCGUGUGCCUGAAGCUGUGGUACAACCAGAUUGCCUAUAUCCCCAUUCAGAUCGGAACACUCACCAACCUGGAAAGGCUCUAUUUGAAUAGGAACAAGAUAGAGAGGAUCCCCAGCCAGCUUUUCUUCUGCCGCAAGUUGCGCUUCUUAGACCUGAGCCACAACAAUCUGACCAGCAUCCACCCAGAUGUGGGCUUCCUCCAGAACCUGCAGUAUUUUGCAGUGACAGCAAACAGGAUUGAGACGUUGCCCCCAGAGCUGUUCCAGUGUAAGAAACUUCGUACUCUGAAUCUGGGGAACAACUGCUUGCAGACUCUACCGUCACGUUUUGGGGAACUGACCGGGCUGACUCAGCUGGAGCUGCGAGGGAACCGUCUGGAGUGUCUUCCGGUGGAGCUCGGUGAGUGCCGACUGUUGAAGAAGAGCAGCCUGGUGGUGGAGGAGGACCUGUUCAACACGCUUCCCUCAGAAGUGAAAGAGCAGCUGUGGAGGGCCGAUAAGGAACAAGCCUGAGCCGAACCACUGUGGACAGCUGCAGAGGAGAGAAGUUUGAUCAGAGGAAUGAAGAAGCAGUGAAAUUUUGUGAAACUUUGAAGGAGAUGCAGCAGUUCUGGCCCAACAGGCACAGGAAAGUGAUGGCUUUUGGAAUUGUCUCAUGCCUGCCAGUGGAAUAAUCUCAUAACCUAGCUUGGCGAUGAAAGGUGGUUUGGUAUUGUGGCCUUUCAGUGUUUCAUCCAGGUGAUGUUGAGUAUGCAUGCCACAAUAGGAACUGUCCAAAGCAAACCCGUUUAUUUAAACUUGCACGAUUCAACCUUGCCAGUGAUCUAAAUGUGCUGAUUAUCACUACUUUACUAUCAACAGGAAAUAUGCACAGAAGAGUGUUAGCCUGACGUUCUCUGGCCUCGAGACUGAAAAUCACCUUUGAGUUUUAUACGGUUAUAUCUGCAGAUGAGGUGCAGCGUGCCUCACUGUGAUAGCAGAUGUAAUCGAACAAAUGACAGCGCAACUGAUAGCCGAUGUGUUGAGGCAUGAAGCUUCGCCGUGUUGUUUUUCCUUCUGGCUUUCUUUAUGCUCGACUUACUCUGAGGCAUUUUUUUUACGUAGACAAAAUGACUUGAUGAAGAUUAGCAAAUCAUCUCACGGGUGAUCUCACAGCUUAGGCCUUAGCUCAGAAGAUGAACUUCAAAGAAACAAAGCUGUCAAAUAUUCAGUGGAAACAAAUGGGAACACACUCUACAGUUCAAUGUCUAAAUACCCUGCAGUUGUUAAACUAUAACAUCAGUCUGUGAGGCAGGCUGUUUGUUAACUGCAUGGGAAGUUAUGGUGGACAAAUCCAUCUUCUUUCUUUGAAUCUUUCUGUUUCAACGAGCAUUAUACUUUUUUUUGAGUGUGUUACUUUAUCAGAUUUAAUAUGACACCUUGUAAUGUGUUGGGAAAAGGCCAAGAAUUUAUUUUGGUGUACUUUUAAAUUGUACCAUACAUUAGCAUUAUGUUUGGGCCUGUGAGAAGGGCUGUUUUAUUGUGAAUAUUGGAAUGCAAUGUUAUGCACAAUAGACGUGUAGUUUUGGUUUUGCAUUUAUUUUAAAAAGAAAUUGUCAAAGCUAUACCCAUAUUAUUGUUAUUUUCUUUGCUAUGUUGUAAUUACAUGUAAUUAUGUGAGGUUAGCUGUCCUUGCAUUACAAGUCACAGCGGAUUUCUUUUGGUUUUGUUUUGUUUUGGGUUUUUUAGGUAAAAUAUAUGGAGCAUAGAUACUGCUAAUCACACAUCGAGUAGAUAAUACACUUAAAAAAUGAACAAGAAUGAAGGUACUUCUUUUCUUUAUUCCUUUUUUUUAAUGCGCCAUAUGAUUUAUGAAGCUUUAGUCAAGCUUUACAUGUGUGGGACUCCCAAAGGAAAUGAACUUCAGAUGUGAUAAUGGAAAGUUUAGAUACUUCCUGUUUGAGAAGAGUUGAGUCAAGCUUCAAAA